UUGGCGUCUAUCAGGAAUUCUACUCUUCACCCUUUGCAAGGGAGAAGUAUGUCUCUGGUUUUCUCCAGUGGGCUGAGCCUCUAGUAAAGGAGGUUAAGAAAACCCGCAUCAAAAGAGAAGACUUUCACAUCUUGAAGGUGAUUGGCCGGGGCACAUUCAGCGAGGUCGCAGUGGCAAAGAUGCGAAACACACAACAAGUGUAUGCUCUGAAGAUUAUGAAUAAGUGGGACAUGCUGAGGCGAGGAGAGACAGCAUGUUACCAAGAAGAGAGGGAAGUUUUGUUAAGGGGUGACAGACGCUGGAUCACAGAGUUGCACUAUGCCUUUCAAGAUGAUAACUACCUGUACCUGGUGAUGGAUUAUUAUGUAGGUGGAGACCUGCUGACUCUCCUCAGUAAAUUUGAGGAUCGGAUCCCUGAGGACAUGGCUCAGUUCUACUUGGCAGAGAUGGUUAUGGCCAUUGACUCAGUCCAUAGACUGGGUUAUGUGCACAGAGACAUCAAACCUGACAACAUCCUGUUGACAGCUGAUGGGCAUAUUAGACUGGGAGACUUUGGUUCCUGUCUGAGGCUACUUGAUGAUGGGAUGGUGCACUCGUCUUUAGCAGUCGGGACCCCAGACUAUUUGUCUCCAGAGAUCUUAAGAGCAGUUGAGGGAGGUGGAGGUUAUGGUCCUGAGUGUGACUGGUGGGCUCUGGGCAUUUGUGCUUAUGAGAUGUUGCUGGGGACCACACCUUUCUAUGCAGAGUCCAUCUCUGAAACAUAUGCCAAGAUCAUUCACUUUCAGGAGUAUUUUGAGUUUCCUUCUUCUGGCCCUGAGAUUUCAAAGGAGGCUCGUUCCUUCAUCAAUGAACUGAUCUGUGACAGGGAAGUCCGUCUUGGAAGGAAAGGCUCCAGUGAAUUUAGGAAUCAUCAGUUUUUCAGUGGACUGGACUGGAGUUCCCUGCAUAAAGUCCCUGCACCUUUCCUGCCUGAAGUCUCUAAUCCAACUGACACAUCAAACUUUGACAUCCUCGACGACUGUCUUAGUGAAAUGGAGACACUAUCUGAUGUAAUGGACAGAGCUCCAACAGGAGUACACUUGGCUUUUGUUGGAUACUCUUACACUGCUACCAGUCAGACAGGUGCUGUUGACCGCAGUCAAGAUAUCAUGAUGCAGAUAAACCACACCCAGCUUAGGGAAUGUGAGAAUCUGUAUGGACUCGAAAAACUGAGUCAGCUAUGGAAAGUUACAGACAAUCUACCAGACAAUCUGCCUCCACUGUUUGAGCUUCCACUUACUUUAGACCAAGAUGCUGCUGCAUCCACCCACACCACCACAGUGGAGGAGGCGAUAUCAGGACUUGAUGAAGACUUGCAGAGACCAUUUCAUGAAGCAGAGAUGCGAUAUUGUGAGCUGGAGAAAGAAAUGGAUAGAUUAAGGGAAGAAAUGCAGGAAUGGAGAAUCCCCAAGAAGACAGGCAAGUGA
This is a messenger RNA of Maylandia zebra (zebra mbuna), 1466 nucleotides long. RefSeq names its product DM1 protein kinase (gene dmpk). Gene Ontology annotation, cellular component: cytoskeleton; cytoplasm. Gene Ontology annotation, molecular function: protein serine/threonine kinase activity; ATP binding. The record is from RefSeq and is a predicted model, not a curated record. NCBI's taxonomy places the organism in Eukaryota, Metazoa, Chordata, Actinopteri, Cichliformes, Cichlidae. Gene Ontology annotation, biological process: actomyosin structure organization; peptidyl-threonine phosphorylation.